Molecule: messenger RNA, 591 nt
Organism: Purpureocillium lilacinum
Lineage: Eukaryota; Fungi; Ascomycota; Sordariomycetes; Hypocreales; Ophiocordycipitaceae
Source: RefSeq, a predicted model, not a curated record
AUGGGCUGCGGAAUGAGCACACACAACGGCUUCGAGGCGGACGACGGCCCACCUCGACCAGCCCUAGCGGACCAAAAAGACGGCAGUAAUCCCGAGCACGAUAAUCACGGCGACACCAUCGGCGCCGCGGCCGUCCUCAGCGCCGCCACGGCGCUCGCGACGGGAGAGCCCGCGAGCCUGACGGGCGGCGCGGCGAAGCUCCCGCCCUCGGAGGACACGGCAUCACAGAGUGAGGCAGACGACACGAGCCGUGCCGCGGGCGAGUCCGCGACUGACACAGCAAAGGCUGAGCUACCCGAGUGGAAACGAUUCUCGUCGGCGGAGCCCCCGCAGCUGGAGCUCCCGGACAUUGUGGCGGGGGAGCCGCUCAUCGACACGAAAGAAGACCACGAGGUGGCGGCGCCCGUGGCGGCGGCGGCGCAAGAAGGUGCGUCGAUGGAGCCCGCCAUGACGAUGACCUCGACGACGACGGCGGCGACGACAGCCACGGCGGUGUCGACGACGAUGCUGCCGCUCCCGGAGCUGUUACCUUCGAUUGAGAUUGGACCAAUUGAGCUCGAUUCCGGGCCUUUGUCGUUUAGCAAGCCUUGA